This is a messenger RNA of Meleagris gallopavo (turkey), 1621 nucleotides long. It is a transcript of the gene LYPD6, whose product is annotated as LY6/PLAUR domain containing 6. The record is from RefSeq and is a predicted model, not a curated record. Gene Ontology annotation, molecular function: acetylcholine receptor inhibitor activity. Gene Ontology annotation, biological process: positive regulation of canonical Wnt signaling pathway. Lineage: Eukaryota; Metazoa; Chordata; Aves; Galliformes; Phasianidae.
CAGACCUACUAUUUAUUGGCUGGGGUGUUUGGGCAGCUCCUUUUAUCCAGACUGGGAAGCAGAGCUAAAGUGACCCCUGAAUGGCUGGAGUUGGAGGCACCUCGGGGUCCAUCUGGUCCAAGCCCUGCUCAAGCCGGGCCACCUACUGCAGGCUGCCCAUGUCUGUAAGGCUCCCGAGUGUCUCCAUGGAAGAUGUCCCCGCUGCCUAGUUGGGACCAGGGGGUUUGGCGAGGUGAGCUGCAUCCACAACGUGUACUCUGCUCACUUCUUUGUUUUUGCCAUCCUUAGGUGAGCUUUCCAUCUGCUGCUGUGCUCCCAGGGCCACCGCAUGAGCACGGCCGUGGUGGGUGAUGGCCUCGCAGCCCAGGCUGGCCCACGUCCUGCUGCUGGGCCUCGUGGCAGGCUGGCUGAGGGCUGCACAGCCCCGCGACUUCACGGUGAAGGACAUCGUCUACCUCCACCCCUCCACCACGCCAUUUCCUCACGGAUUUAAAUGUUUCACCUGCGAAAGGGCAGCAGAUAAUUACGAAUGCAACCGCUGGGCUCCAGAUGUCUAUUGUCCUAGAGGUACGAGGUACUGCUUCAGCCAACACAUGAUGAGAGUUACCGGAGAGAGUGUGUCCGUCACCAAGCGCUGCGUGCCCCUGGAGGACUGUCUGUCAACUGGAUGCACAUAUGUGAAGCACGAGGAGUACAAGAUCUGCACAUCCUGCUGCGAAGGCACCAUCUGCAACCUGCCGCUGCCCAGGAAUGCAAGUGAUGCUGUGUUCACCACCCUGUCCCCUCUCAGCAGCACCCCGGGGCUGUCAGGUCGCGCCGUGCUGACAGCAGUGUGUCUCCUGCUGGGGCUCAUGGCAUAGACCACGAUCUGGCCCCACACGUGUGCUCAGGCAGGACCCGCACUUCAGAACUGUAUCUGAAAACUGACUCUUCUUGUUAUCUGGUGAUACUGGAGAUGGAUUCAAAGAGGACUAAAACCCACUUUUUUUUUUUUUUGUUUGCUGGUUUUGGAAGAAAUUCAUGCAAGAUGUACCCAGAUUUUGGGCUUAGACUUUUCUUAAUGUCUAUCUUGUCUCCAUGAUUUUUCUUAUUUAGAAGUACCAAAUCACUGCCACCUCCUUUUACCAUCACUCACUCAUUCUGAAUGUCCUCGUUGGCAUCGUUUGUUGUUAAGAUCAUUUGUCACAGCAGUCACCCCAGUGUCCUGCUUGCCUGGUCUGGGAAAACACAUUGAAUAACACACAGGAUAAGCAACAAAGAUAAGUUGGAUAUUAGGAAACAUUUCUUUCCCAAAGAGCAGCGAGGCAGUGGCACAGCUGCCCAGGGAGUGAGGGGUCACCAUUCUUGGGGGUGUCCCAGAGCUGUGGGAUGUGGCACUGAGGGAUGUGGGCAGUGGGCAGUGGGGGGGUUGGGAUCCUCAAGAGCUUUCUGUGGUUCUUGGUUUGGUUGGGCACCAUGUAUGCAAUAUUUAUUUUUGUAUAUUGAGUAGGCUCUAAAGCAUUUAAAAGGUUCUUAAUGCUAAUAUUGCUGGGGAAAAAAGAAAGAAGUGGUUUUGCAAGUGGGUAAGCCUGUAGUAUAUAAAUUAUCAUAAGAGUAUGUAUAUUUGUGUGUGUAUAUAUAU